Messenger RNA from Capra hircus (goat), 939 nucleotides. Its product is annotated as zinc finger protein 280B-like. Gene Ontology annotation, molecular function: RNA polymerase II cis-regulatory region sequence-specific DNA binding; DNA-binding transcription factor activity, RNA polymerase II-specific. Gene Ontology annotation, biological process: regulation of DNA-templated transcription. Lineage: Eukaryota; Metazoa; Chordata; Mammalia; Artiodactyla; Bovidae. The record is from RefSeq and is a predicted model, not a curated record.
AUGCAGCUGGACAGUGUUCGUUGCAAGCCUGUAAGACCUUUAGGGGAAAAUGGACUGACAAAAACUGAUUUUCCAAGUUUAGCAAGUCCAGACAAGAUUGUUGAUCCCACAGAAGGAAAUCUGAUUGUGUUACUUCAUGACUUCUACUAUGGAGAGCAUAUAGGAGUUGGGCAGCCAGAACCGAAGACCCACACAGUGUUUAGCCUCAGCUGCUUGAAAGUUCUAAAAAAUGUCAAGUUUAUGAAUCACAUGAAGCACCAUUUGGAACUUGAGAGGCAGAGAGGUGACAGCUGGAAAAACCACACCACCUGCCAGCACUGCCUCCGCCAGUUUCCUACUCCCUUCCAGCUGCAGUGUCACAUUGAAAGUGUCCACACUCCCCAGGGGCCCUCCGCAGUCUGUCAAAUCUGUGAGUUGUCCUUUGAGACAGAUCAGGUUCUCUUAGAACACAUGAAAGACAAUCACAAGCCUGGUGAAAUGCCCUAUGUAUGCCAGGUUUGCAGUUACAGAUCAUCAUUUUUUGCAGAUGUGGAUGCACAUUUCCGAGCAUGCCAUGGUAACACUAAGACUUUACUUUGCCCGUUUUGUCUCAAAAUUUUUAAAACUGAUAUUAGCCCUGGGUAGCCUUUUAUGAAUUACACAGUUUGGGGGCACUGGGAAAAGAGUUUUCACCAGUGUUCCAAAUGUCAGCUACAGUUUUUAAAUUUCAGAGAGAAAAUGGAGCACAAGACCCAGGGUCAUCAAAUGUUUAAGAAGCCUAAGCAGCUAGAGGGAUUGUCUCCUGAAACAAAAGUUGUUAUUCAGGUAUCACUGGAACCUCAUCAACCAGGAUUGGUAGAAGUAACAUCCAUUACUGUGAAUGCAUCUGAUUCUGAACCAUCAACCCCCAAAUCUAAAACUACAAUGGAGUUGUCUGAGGAUAGUAAAUAUAGUGGAUAA